CUUCCACUUUAAAAAGAGCGUCAGCUUUGAUUUUGGAUAUUACAAAUGUCGGCGAGUAUUCAAAAUUCGAGUCGGAGUGGGGGUUUUUAUUGGCGAACCCAUCAUCGCGUGUUGUAUAUCGAAUGCCUUGAAUAGAAUGGACUGUGAUAAAAAGGUGAGCAAACAAACCUCAGCCUUUACUUCAGCUGAGUAGAGCGAAGCAGGACGCAGUUAGAGAACUUCAUCCACGCUCCAUUCAAGCAUUGCAUUCAAGCACCACACGAUAUGGCUACGAUCAGAGUUUCGGUGUUUUUCCUGCUGAUUGCUUUAAGCACAGCCGAGAGAAUGUUCCCACAAAAAAGCUUUGCAAAGUGGAAAGCACUAAAAGGAUUAAAGAGAAAUGCAGUCCUCAAUGCGCCACCCGUAUGCAAAAAAGCUAUUGACCUUGGAAUCACAUUGGAGAAAAGGACCAAAGAUGAUUGGGGCCUGGAAAAGAAUUUUAUCGAGGCACUCAUCAAUAAGUUCCCUGUCAAUCACGAUAUGACCCACAUUGGUGUCAUUGGGUUCGAUCAGCGCACUGAGUUACUCUUUGAUUUCAACAAACUGUUGUUGAGUGACAAGUACAAGGAAGACAUAUUGAAACAGCUCGAGUCCUGGGGCCCUGGGAAUUUGAAUGACACCACACGUGACAAAGUCAUAGAUCGAGCAUUGGAAUUUGCUGGUGAAAAAUUGUUCACUGAAGCUGGUGGAGCUAGGGGAUACGAUCAGGUUCUAGUGCUUCUGACAGACGGCAAGCAAAUUAAUGAAAGUUUUCCACUUCAUGACACUCCCGCAGCACCAGUCGCCCGUAGACUUGAACUGAAGGGCGUAAAAAUCAUUGUGGUCGGUAUCGGCUUUCCAGAUCCUGUAGAGCUUAUGAAAAUAGCUGGUGCUGAUUCGGAUAAUAUGGAAAAAUUCCACAACAUCUUUUACCUGGUAAAUGAAAGCGUUCUUCAGACUGAGGUGGGAAAAGUGGCAAAGCGCAUUUGUGAGCUAUCUGCGCCCGACAUUCAUUCAGUUUGAGCCAUUUGGCUCAGGCCAAUCCUAAUUAAAGCCUUGUAGUAGUGACAAGUUCUCCGAUUUGAUUCAGUUGCUGAAGAAUCCAAACUUAUACUGCAGUUUGUUAGCGAUAAGUAGAACAGAAGACAUCUUUUAAUUUUAAAAAGUUUGCUUCGAUGUUCUCGCUAGUUAUAAUCAUUUAGUUCUGAUGAUAUUCUCCUUACGUAAAGGUCGUUUCAAUCACAUUUAUGUUGUUAGAGAAAAUUCUCUUGUGUUAACAGUUUAAGUUCAUAAUACUGGCAAAUAAAUUAUUUUUUGCCUGAAUAGACUUA
This is a messenger RNA of Stylophora pistillata, 1349 nucleotides long. RefSeq names its product von Willebrand factor A domain-containing protein 2. The record is from RefSeq and is a predicted model, not a curated record. NCBI's taxonomy places the organism in Eukaryota, Metazoa, Cnidaria, Anthozoa, Scleractinia, Pocilloporidae.